Molecule: messenger RNA, 1716 nt
Organism: Ictidomys tridecemlineatus (thirteen-lined ground squirrel)
Lineage: Eukaryota; Metazoa; Chordata; Mammalia; Rodentia; Sciuridae
Product: complement factor H-like
Biological process (GO): complement activation
Molecular function (GO): zinc ion binding; complement component C3b binding
Source: RefSeq, a predicted model, not a curated record
AUGAAUCCCCAACCUUGGCGUUAUCAGCACCAUGCUCUCCGCCCGGCCACGAGAGCCUCGCAGUUGCGUCACCACAGUCCUCCAGACAAGAUGGACACCGCGGAGGAAGACAUAUGUAGAGUGUGUCGGUCAGAAGGAACACCUGAAAAACCUCUUUAUCAUCCUUGUGUAUGUACUGGCAGUAUUAAGUUUAUCCAUCAAGAAUGCUUAGUUCAGUGGCUGAAACACAGUCAAAAAGAAUACUGUGAAUUAUGCAAACACAGAUUUGCUUUUACACCAAUUUAUUCUCCAGACAUGCCUUCACGGCUUCCAAUCCAAGACAUAUUUGCUGGCAGCUGGAAGUUUACUGGGGCCCCUCCGGCUGUGGCUCUCAACACUCUGCCUUCUCCUACCAGAAGUGAGAUAAACUUCUGCCCACCUCCGCCUCAGAUUCCCAAUGCUGAAGAUAUGAAAACCACAGUGAAAUAUCAGGAUGGAGAAAAAGUAUCUGUUCUUUGCAAAGAAAAUUAUCUGAUUAAGGAAGCAGAAGAAAUUGUGUGCAAAAAUGGAAGAUGGCAGUCAAUACCACACUGUGUUGAAAAACUUUCAUGUUCUCAACCACCUGACAUAGACCAUGGAAGAAUCAGUCCAUCUAGAUCUUCAGAAGAAAGGAAAGAAGCAAUUGAAUCCAGACAGUAUGCACAUGGCACUAAACUGAAUUAUAUUUGUGAAGAUGGUUUCACAGCCUCUGAGGAGGAUGAGAUAACAUGCUACAUGGGCAAAUGGAGUCCUCCACCUCGGUGUGUAGGACUUCCUUGUGAACAUCCACCUUCCAUUCCUAAUGGUGUUAUGUCUCAUGAGUUAGACAGGUACCCAUAUGGACAAGAAGUUAUUUACAAUUGUUCUGAAGGUUUUGGGAUUGAUGGACCUGCAUUUAUAAAAUGUUUAGGAGGAAAAUGGUCUUCCCCACCAGAAUGCAUAAGAACAGAUUGUUUUAAUUUACCCAACUUUGAUGAUGCCACGCUUUUAGGAGAAAGGAAAGAAUCAUAUAAGUCAGGAGAUCAAGUGACUUACAGAUGUCCAAAAUUUUACCAAGUGGAAGGGUCCAAUACUAUAACAUGUAUUAAUGGCAAAUGGAUAGGAAAGCCAAUGUGCAAAGAUAUUUCCUGUGUGAAUCCACCCAAAGUGGAAAAUGCUAAUAUAAUAUCAAACCAGAUGCUUAAGUAUCCAUCUGGUGAGAGAGUACGUUAUGAAUGUAUCAAACCUUUUGAAAUAUUUGGGGAAGUAGAAGUGAUGUGUCUAAAUGGAACUUGUACAGAGCCACCUCAGUGCAAAGAUUCCAUAGGAAAAUGUGGGCCUCCUCCACCUAUUGACAAUGGAGACCUCACUUCAUUCCCAUUACCAGUAUAUCCUACGGGUUCAUCAGUUGAAUAUCAGGGCCAAUCCUUAUAUCAACUUGAGGGUAGCAAGACAGUAACAUGUAGAAAUGGAGAGUGGUCAAACCCGCCAAAAUGUUUACAUGCAUGUGUAAUAUCAGAAGAAAUCAUGGAAAGAUAUCACAUAACCUUAAGAUGGAAAGAACAUCAAAAGCUUUAUUCUUCAUCAGGGGACACAGUUGAAUUUGUGUAUAAAUAUAGAUAUUCUCCAUCAACGUGAAAUCAAUCAUUUCGUACAAGGUGUAUUGAUGGUCACCUGGAAUAUCCCGCUUGUAUUAAGAGAUACUUUAAUUUAAUUUAA